AUGGCGUCCAUAUCAGCCAUCGUCUCCGAGCACCGGCCCGACCUAGCGCCACUCCAGGAGCUAUACAAGCACUACCAUGCCAACCCAGAGCUCUCGAACCAGGAGGCCGAGACGGCGGCGUCGAUCGCCUCGCGGCUGCGGGAUAUAUCCCCGGACAUGGAGGUGAAGACGCAGAUCGGCGGCCACGGGCUCGCGGGGAUCCUGCGCAACGACGGCGGCCACGGGGGCCCCACGGUGCUGUUGCGGGCCGACUUCGACGCGCUGCCGGUCCUCGAGCGCACCGGGCUGCCCUACGCCAGCACCAAGCGCAUGCGGGACGCGGACGGGGUCGAAAAGCCUGUUAUGCACGCCUGCGGGCACGACAUGCAUAUCACGUGCCUGCUGGGGGCGGCGCAGCUGCUCGCGAGCGCGCGCGGCUCCUGGUCCGGGACGGUUGUGUUCGCGUUCCAGCCGGCCGAGGAGCGCGGGACGGGGGCCCAGGCCAUGGUAGACGACGGGAUGUACGACGCGGGGCGUCACGGGGUGCCGGUGCCCGACGUCGCGCUGGGGGCGCACGUGUCGCCGUUUCGCGCGGGCGUGAUCGGGACGCGCCGGGGCCUGAUCGCCACAUCGGCCGACAGCAUGCGGGUGACGCUGCACGGGCGUGGGGCGCACGCCUCGAUGCCCGGCCGCGCCAUCGAUCCCAUCGUCAUGGCCGCCAGCACGGUCAUGAGGCUGCAGACCAUCGUGUCGCGCGAGGUGGACCCGGCCGAUAGCGCUGUGGUGACAGUGGCCAGUAUCCACGCGGGCGACGCAGAGAACGUCAUCCCGGACGAUGCGAAGCUUUCCAUCGACACGCGGUCCGUCACCCAGAAGACGCGGGAUCGAGUGCUCUCUAGGAUCAAGACUAUUGUGCAUGCGGAGAGCGCCGUCGCGAUGGCGGUCAAGGAGCCGACGAUCGAGAUGACGAGGUCGUUCCCAUUAACGAUCAACGAUGUAAACACGACGGCCAAAUUAGAGGAAACAUUUACGGAACACUUUGGCGAAGACAAGCAGCGCUAUGACCGCGAUAUACCGAAAUUUGCUGCAAGCGAAGAUUUUAGCAUUUUGGCGUCCGCCGUUGGAAAGCCAUACUGCUUUUUCAUGUACGGCGGAACUGACCAGGAGAAGUGGGAUAAAGCGAAUGCAGAGGGUGUGCUAGAGCAAGAUAUUCCAAGUAAUCAUUCGGGUUUAUUUGCCCCCGUCAUCAUGCCUACAUUACAGGUUGGCUUGGAUGGAUAUGCUGUCGCUGCUUUGACUUUUCUGAAAAAGACAUGA
Molecule: messenger RNA, 1296 nt
Organism: Truncatella angustata
Lineage: Eukaryota; Fungi; Ascomycota; Sordariomycetes; Amphisphaeriales; Sporocadaceae
Product: peptidase M20D
Exons: 1
Coding region: 1-1296 (431 amino acids)
Molecular function (GO): hydrolase activity
Source: RefSeq, a predicted model, not a curated record